GGCUAUAUUACCCUUUUGUGUAAACAAGCAUGGCGGGUGUUGUGAGACAGGAAGCGAUUGAAAAAUAAACAUGGUUUUGUGUAUGUUAUCUUUUUAAAGUUGGAGGAAGCCGCAUUUAAAAAUGAGUGCUGAGGAUGCGUCACUCCAGUUUCCUCUGCAUGUCAGCACAGAGGAUGAGGAGUUUGUGAUCGAGAAAGACAGUGAUGAUGUCACUAGUCCGCAUGGUCCACAGUUUGAUGACCAAGGAUUUUUAUCCAACGAGGAUCAGAUUGGAGGAGUGCGUCUCAAAAGACGCCGGAGGUGUGGACAAUGUGGUCCGUGCCAGGUGAAAGAGAACUGCAACAAGUGUCACUACUGUGUCCGCAAGGAUGUGCUUAAACAAACUUGUGUGUACCGAAAAUGUGUGUACCUGAGAUCCAAGCCCAAGCCUUACUCAAGGCAGCCCAAGGAGGUCAUUCCACUCAGUCAGCGGCCUCUGGUCAAUUCCCCACCCACUGAAGUCCCCAGACCCACUUCGCAGCAGGUGACCUCCUUGUUUCCAGAUAACAAUGGACUUGCAAAAACACUGAUGCCAAAUAACACUGUGUCUUCUCCCCCCUUGCCUUUUCCAUUUGGAUUACCAUCAGGACCAACAACACAGACUGAAUCGAAAUUCAAGCCACCAACUAGUGUGGCACCAGAUCUUUUUGGCAGCAUCUGUGAACACAAGGGUUCGAAUCCGACUUUGUCUUUAUCAGGGCCGAUGAACAACCAUCAGUCACCACUGAUACCAAGUCUCACCAAUAAUUCAUUAACAUCACCAAUAUCUGAUUUCAGCAGUACAUUUCCUCGACCAUCUAUCCAUGUUCCUCUUCCCCACUCCAUUCGAGAAUCUCCGCUAAUGCAUUAUCCAGGGUAUGGCAGGGCCAUGGUGAACGAAGCCCGGCCAGACAUACAGUCACCCUGCAUGUAUUCACCUCCUUCCCUUCGUCCACCUCUUCCUAGUUCUGUUUCGCCGAUGAACAUGUCACCAUUUGAUCGUAAUCCAGUGGGAGGGUAUUUAGACAGACCCCCAAAUGGACCGACUUAUCUUCCAAAUAGUCCAGACUUGUACAGACCAUUCACCUCAAUACCAUCAGCUUCACCAGGAUAUCCAUAUUCUACGCAGUCAAGGUUUUCUCACAAUGCGGCAGUGUAUCCUUCUGCCCCGUCAUUACCAGGCUACUCAGGACUUGGAAUGCAUCCGUCUCUGCAUCCCCCUGCGAUGCCCAGCAGUGGUCCGCAUUAUGGAGCAUUUCAGACACCUUCCUUUACCUCCAACCAAUCUAUCGGGUGUCCAAAAAACGGGCAGUGCCCUCCUGCAUCCCAGACUUUGGAUACCCAACUGAUGCAGGAGAGGUAUGGGUCUACCCCCAAUUCCAAGGACAAUGUCAGUUCUAAGGAUAAGGCCAAAGAAUCCAAAAAUGAUUCCACUACUGAUGAAGUGGAAUUGGCGGAACAAGCUAGAAAUGUCUUUAAUCUGGCAGAGAGAAGGAGACGAAGCUCAUCUUCCUCAGACUGUUUUGAUUAUUCAUCUCGCAAAGACAGAUAUAAACUUCCACCUAUCCCUGCAGCUCCACUUUUCUGUGCAAAUAUGCCAUGGGACAUGUUUAAUGUGUACAACUGGAGCAGACGACCAGCAUCUGUUCUGAGUGAUGAUACGAGUUAUGCCAGUGUGACAUCCUCAGAUUUUGAAUGUGACAUCAUUGGCAUUGACGAUUUACAAAUCAAUGCCAUGAUCAGAUCUGAUGGCUGUAACAGUAUUGCAAUAGAGUUUGAUGACCGUGCAUCAGAAACGUCUGGAAUGAGCACAAAAUCAGGCAACACAGGAUCUAGUCAGAACAGUGAGAAUGAGUGCUCGACACUUGUGAAAAAGGUGUACAUUCAGGGGUCAGUUCACCUGAAGCAGGACUUGGGUGAAGAAGGAAUCAUUCAGCUGGAACUUCCUGGGAACAAAGUGACGUUAGAGGAGGCGUACCUGGACAGCGAGCUGGCUUCUUAUUCCUGUGACGUCGAUGAAUUACUAAAUUUCAUCAGGAAAGAACCAGAACUGAAAUGUUUCGAUUAAUCUGUGCAAAUCUGUUGUAGUCAAAAUUUGUAAACUGCUGAAAUGGCAAGAGUAUCAAAACAUAUUGUAAACAUGGGUAUUUUCCUGUAGUGUUGAUUAUGCAAAUUUAUGCUGUAAAAAUUUACAUGGAUAUGACUUUUGGGUAUAAAAAUAUGACUGUAUACAAAGUAUCAUUUAAGAUAAGAAAAAAAAAAUCAUUGCAUGGGUGAAGUCCUAAAGGUAGAUUACACAUGAAAAUUCCAUGUUUACUGUAUUGCUGUUAGAGAAAAAUAGUUUUUAUGAGAUUUUUUGUUUUUUGAAUUAUUUAUUUUCAUACUUUUAAUGAAAUAGAUGAAAACAAAUAUUUACCGUAUUUAUGGUUUAAUGAUUUUUAAAAAAAAUUUCCAUUAGCUUGAUUACAAAAAAUCUUUAGACUUAGCAGUGAGAUCCAAGGUUUCAUUGCAUGCUUUUUGAAAAGAAUUCCAGAUUCUUAGUAUGAACAAUGCAGGUGUUCUUUUGUUAAACUGUGUAGCAAAUACCAGUAGUUGUUUAUAUAAUAUUACUAGUACAUGUACAGGUAAUUGUAUGUUCGAGGGUUUUAGAGACAAUAACUUGCAUUGAAAUAUGUUUUUUUUUCUCUUUGUUUAAGCACUGUAGUCUUGAUUUUUUAUUAUUGAGUGGGUGAAAACCCCUCAGAAGGAAAGCGAAUGCAUGCAAAUUGAUGAAAAUAGUUACUGUAAACCAACUUUUAUUCAAGUGCGACAAAUUUUGUGAUGUUUGUAAGAGCCUCAUCAUCACAAACUUUUCUCGUUGUAAACUAGACCUCAAAUGCUCUGAAAUUUUAUUUUCCAGUUAAUCUACAUCUUGGUCACGAAAACAAUUUGCUGCCAUCUGAUUAUUCCCAGUAAAUUACAAAAUAAAGUUUUCACACAUAAAACUUGGUUUACAAUACACUUGGCUGUACAUGUAUUUUAAAGGCUAUACUAGUAUAUUGAUCAUAAUUCUAAAUAACUGAAAAUCUUUUUGUGAAAACAGACAUUUUCUCUGUUAUAGAGUUUUUUUUUUAAUUUUUGAAAAUUGUUGUCACUUUGAUCAGGUAUGUACUUUUGACAAAAAUUGAAAUAUGCUGACACCUCGGAAGAUAAUGAAGAAAGUCCUUCAAGCACACAAAAAGUUGGUGUAUUAAUGUAUUCCCCAGUAUUUUAAUUGCAAUUUUUGUGCUUGUCUAUAAUGAAUU
This is a messenger RNA of Magallana angulata, 3302 nucleotides long. RefSeq lists its product as uncharacterized. Gene Ontology annotation, molecular function: DNA binding; zinc ion binding. The transcript is spliced from 3 exons. The record is from RefSeq and is a predicted model, not a curated record. The coding region runs from base 122 to 2086 and encodes 654 amino acids. Lineage: Eukaryota; Metazoa; Mollusca; Bivalvia; Ostreida; Ostreidae.